CUUAUUGAUGUUCGUGAUGUUAAAUGAGAUGAGCGUGUGGGUGGAAACGAACUGAGUUUGGGGGAGGAUUCACAAACAAGCAAAUAAAUAUCACAGUUCAGUCAUGUUUCAGUGCUUUCUGACAUUUUAAAGGAUUACUACCAAGAGCUUUUCAGUGAACCGAUGAAGAAAAUGUCACUGAAAUUAGUCUUGUUCUGUUUGUGUUUCUGGCGUCCGGAUGGUGGGUUUGUUGCUCGAGGAAUGAGACUAAUUUCAGUAAAUGAAGGAGAUUCAGUCACUCUAUUCUCUAAUCUUACUGAAAUGAAGGAUGAUGAUUGGAUUCAGUGGAUGUUUAGGUCUGGAAAAGAACACACUUUAAUAGCUGAAAUCAAUGUAACAGACGACAGAAUCACUGUGUAUGAUGAUGUUCUUGAUGGGAGAUUCAGAAACAGACUGAAGCUGAACAAUCAAACUGGAUCUCUGACCAUCACAAACAUCACAACUGAAGAUGCUGGACAGUAUGAACUACUGACCAACCAUGUGAGAAGUAGAUUCAGUCUCACUGUCUAUGCUCGUCUGCCCGUUCCUGUCAUCAGCCGGGUCUCUUCAGAAUGUUCUUCAUGUUCAGUUGUGUGUUCGGCUGCGGAUGUGAGAAAUGUGACUCUCUCCUGGUACAAAGGAAACAGUUUAUUGACCAGCUUCAGAGUGUAUGGUCUCAGCAGUGACAUUUCUUUACGUCUCUGGGUGGAAAAUCAGGAUAAAAACACGUACAGCUGUGUGCUCAACAAUCCCAUCAGCCACCAGACUGUACAUGUCAACAUCACUCAACUCUGUCACACGUGUGAUGACUCUGUGAAGCUGUGAUCCGAUUGGUCCUCUCUGCUCUGGUGGGCGUGGCUACUGUCAUUUUUCUGGUUUAUGACAUCAGAUCUGAUAUCACGGACACAUUCACACAUCAGGAAAAUGUCCUGUCUCAUAAGGAUCUUGACUGAACUUCUCUUCUGGCUGAACAUGAAAGCUCUCUCUCUAAAUUAUAUAUUUUAUAUUUUUCUAUAAGAUACACAAACCUCACUUUACUACUGCUGUCCAUUUCUCAUCUGUAAUGGCUUGCUUGUCUUUAUCAAUAAAGCUUUCUCACUCUGA
Molecule: messenger RNA, 1122 nt
Organism: Carassius gibelio (silver crucian carp)
Lineage: Eukaryota; Metazoa; Chordata; Actinopteri; Cypriniformes; Cyprinidae
Product: SLAM family member 5-like
Exons: 4
Coding region: 163-843 (226 amino acids)
Source: RefSeq, a predicted model, not a curated record